Molecule: messenger RNA, 24509 nt
Organism: Pelobates cultripes (western spadefoot toad)
Lineage: Eukaryota; Metazoa; Chordata; Amphibia; Anura; Pelobatidae
Source: the annotation of a GenBank genome assembly
GUGCUAAGUUGCAGCAGUGGUGUCAAAGUUCACUAUAUAGAGAGCUCACUGAGCUGAUCGGAGAGACACCACUCUGCCAGCCCUUUCCUACAAAUCGCAAUCACUUCCUACACCCCCCUCCUCUUUAGCAUAUUUGAUCACUUUGAUUCCCAGCUCCUGCCUUUUAUUUGAGGGGUUUUUAUUCUGCAUGAAGGAUAUGUCCAGCAGUCUGUGAUCUGCUUUCCCUGUUUUGUUGUUUUGUUUUUUUAAUUGUUAUUAUAUUUUUUUUGUUAUUAUUAUUAUUUGCUGCUGCUUCUUGCUGCUGGAGAAAGAGAGAGAGAGAGAGAGAGAGGAGCCUUUAUUUUUAUUUUUCCAUGCACAGAGGAAGAAGGGAUCUGAACAAGUUCUGCUGGAGCCUACCCUCCCCUCCUGACUGCCAGCGCUGGGAAAAGAAGAGCAGGUCUCCCCCCUGAUAAUCCUUAACCCUUCCCCUGACUCUGCCUGUCCAUGGCUUUCCUGAAUGGCUGACUGUGAUCUUCCCAGGACCUGGCCCCCAGCACUAGACCUGCACCCCAGCUUCACAGAGACAACCCCAAGUGAUCUCAUACGCCAGACCAGCUCUCCAAGCUUUUUCCUUAUCUGAUUGUAUUUGCUUUAUUUUUUUCCUCUCUUUUUUUUUCCUUUUUCCCCCCCCCAACUAAAAAUUCCUUGAGAACUACCUACCUACCUCUCCCCCCUCCCCCACCUACUCCUUCCCUUUUUUUUUUUCUUCUUCUUCUUCUAUCUUUAUUAAAACUGCCUGGUCUGGUCCCAUAUACCACCAUAAGAAGAGAAAGGGGGACGAAGCAGCUUGAAAACGGUUCCCAAUAGAUAUGGCAAUGGUAGUGGGUGCGUGGCGAGACCCCCAGGACGAUGUGCCAGGAACUCAACCUUCCCAAGCACCACCAGGGCAAGGACCCACAGGGGCACCACACACCCCACAGACUCCAGGGCAAGGGUUGCCCUCCUCUGCCCCAGCUCAAUCCAACCCAUCAAGCCAAUCCAGCCAGAGCCAGGGAGACAAACAGCAACAGCAGCAGCACAUUGAGUGUGUGGUGUGUGGGGACAAGUCUAGUGGAAAACACUAUGGACAAUUCACUUGUGAAGGCUGCAAAAGCUUCUUUAAGAGAAGUGUCAGGAGAAAUCUGAGUUACACUUGUCGUGCCAACAGGAACUGCCCUAUAGACCAGCACCACCGCAAUCAGUGCCAGUACUGUCGCCUCAAAAAAUGCCUCAAAGUUGGCAUGAGACGGGAAGGUAUUGGGAUUUCAUUAGUUUUUACACUCUUGCCUUUUGUUCAUGUUUCCCAACGUUCUGUAAGAGAAUGGUGUGUAACUUUCUCCUGCAUGGACUGGAUGGGGGCUGUGAGUUUGUAUGUGUCUUUUUUAUUUUUUAUUUUUUUUAUCAUUGCUUACAAACUGUAUAGAACAAUAAUAAUCAGAUACUCCAUUGUUUAUUUAGAAGAAUUUAUGUGCAUGUUAUUUAUAUACAUCUAUAUAUUGUUACAGAUCGAUAAAAUAGAUAAAUAGAUAGCACUAAUACAGUUAUGUCUAAAAAGAAAAUAAAUAGAGAUAAUCAGCAGUCCCUGCCUGUCAGUAAGGGUUAAUGCUGAAUUCAGGGGGUUUUUCCCCUUCCCUCUCUCCUAACAACCUCUCUCUCGCUGGAAUAAUCUCCCUGGCCUUUAUGACCUAGAAUGUCAUCCUGCACAGGAGUUAAAACUGAUUAAGAUCAGAGGUCUGUAUGGUAUUGGCUCUCCAAACACCCACCCUCCAUUAAAAACACAAUUUAACUUCUAGGUUUACUUUAAAUAUAAAUAGACCUUAGGUCUGCUUGUGUAAUUUGUGUGUUUGUAUGUGUUUUUAAGGCUACACUUUGUAUGUGUGUGUGUGUGUGUGUGUGUGCGUGUAUCUGUGUUUGUGUUUGCCUGUCCCCUUGUGAAAGUCAAAACCUUUGUGAUAUAAAAUUAGACAAGGGCAGUGUGUUGUUAGUGAGCAAAGCAGCCCAGCCUGCUGUGUUAUGUAGAGGAGAGGUUAGUACACUGCCUGGCUUUCUUUGUGUCCUCGCUGGGCUGUCUGUCCCUAGCAGUGUGUAAACUCUAACGCUCAGAUCUUCUAAAAUACAUUGUAACCCCACACACAGCACCCCUUACACCUCACCCCCGUCAGCCCCUCUAACAUUAUCCGUGCUUUGUGCAUCGUUUGCUAAAUGCAAAUCUAACCAAACAACAGCUAAGGCCUUGGAUACUGCAAGCAGUUAGAGAGAUCUCCCAUACACAAUAUAUCUUCUUUGUUGUUUUUUUUUAUAUUCUUCCCUGCUUUUCAUUUAACCAUUCUGUGAAGCGUGUGACUGCCCUUUGUAUUUUGUUUUUGUUACAGUUGUUAUUUUAAAGGCUAAGGCAUUAUGUUAAAAAAAUAUAUAUAUAAUUAAAAUGAAUCUGCAAUAUUAUAUGUGUAGAUGGGGAAACAAGGCAGCAUACGGCAAUGCAUGCACAUAUGGAGGAAUAAUUGAAUCUGUUCGUGUUGAGAAAGUCAGCAGAUUUUUUUUUAUUAAGCAAGCAUCUCAGUGAUAUUUAAGCAGUUGUACAAUGAGUACUUUAGAUUAUGUGUUGUUUUAAUUUAAUCAUAAAAAAGUCAGAUCAGCCUCAGAAAUGAAAUGUCUCUCUCUGUGUCUCAGUGACUUACAAAAAGAAAAUAAUAAAAAAAAAAUAAUAAAAAUGACUGUGUGUGUGAGUGUGUGUUGUAGCUUCUCAUAGAUACAAUGUAUCUCUCAGCCAUUGCCAAUUCAGAUAUUAAUUGCUGUAGUUUCUUCUCUUUUUACUGCAGCCGUACAGAGGGGUAGAAUGCCACCCACACAGCCUACACAUGGUCAGUUUGCCUUGACAAAUGGAGAUCCUCUUAACUGUCAUUCCUACCUAUCCGGAUAUAUAUCCCUUCUUCUGAGAGCAGAACCUUACCCAACCUCCAGAUUCGGCAGUCAAUGUAUGCAGCCCAACAAUAUCAUGGGUAUUGAGAACAUUUGUGAACUGGCAGCAAGAAUGCUCUUCAGUGCUGUGGAAUGGGCAAGGAAUAUACCUUUCUUCCCAGAUCUCCAAAUCACAGACCAGGUGGCACUUCUCAGGCUGACCUGGAGUGAAUUGUUUGUCCUCAACGCUGCCCAGUGUUCCAUGCCCCUUCAUGUGGCCCCUCUCUUGGCAGCGGCUGGGCUCCACGCAUCCCCCAUGUCUGCAGACAGAGUGGUAGCCUUCAUGGACCACAUACGAAUCUUUCAAGAGCAAGUAGAGAAACUGAAGGCGUUACACGUUGACUCAGCAGAAUACAGCUGUUUAAAAGCUAUAGUACUCUUCACAUCAGGUAAGAGGCAUGAGGAUGUGGUAUUUUAUUUUAUUUUUAUUUUUUUAAAUAUAUUUAUAUAUUUUUUUGAUUUUUGUUCAUUAGAAUAUACCCCCUUCCUCAUAUGGAAAGUCUAAAUUAUCCCCUUUGCUUCAUGUUAUGUAUUAUGUAUAACAUGCAUGCAUAUACAUAUGUGUAUAGGCAUAUACUUGUGUGUGAGUGUGAAGGCCCUCAUUGCAUAUAAAAGUGAAUGAAGCUAACAUCAUAAAUAAUUAAAAUUUGCCCUGGAAACCCUAGCCUGCUAGAAUGUGUGAGAGCAAUUCUAAAGGACAAUAGACAAGUUACCAUGUGUAACCUUAAUUUAAAAAAUGCAGAAUAAUAAGAAUAUUAACACUAAUAAAAAAAUAAUUAUUAUUAUAAUGUCCUAUAAAAUUGCAUUAUUUUUUCUAGUCUGUCAUUUAUUUUCCUUGUAGGAUAGAAGGGCUGAUAAUUUACUGUUUCCUUAGUUUAAGUGUAUAGCUAAAGGCAGACAGUUUGUUUACUUAACUCUAUGGGCCCAAACCAUUUAGAUUCCAAAUGUAUUUGUGAAUCGGACGAGUUCAGACAAGCAGUUUUGGAUUUCACUGCUGAACUGGUGUAACUUUAGACAGAAUGCAACGUUUAAGUGUAGAAAUACCGAGACAAUCCUAGCUUUAGCUUAGCCACUGCUGCUUGGAGAGUCUAAAAGCAGAAAGGAAAAUAAAAGAGAAAAAAAUAAAUUAAUUAAAAAAAAUUAAACCAAUGAUCAAUUCCUGUACAGGAAAUAAAAAUGAAAGUAAUAUUCCUCAACCCUAGUACUUGUGUGUAGUGUGGCAGUUAUCAACCAAUAAUGAAUGUGUUAUGAAAUCUAAUUAGGAUGUAUUGCAGGUUAAUCUGUGUGAAUAAUAUAUCUGACAAUAAUUAACUCUUCAGGCUAAACUAUGUAAAACAAAUUAUACUUUGUAAUGCAUGUAGAAUAUCUGUACUGCGUGUUACACUCAUACCACCCAUUGGGUGUAAUCCUUGCUUUACCCACAAUAUUUAGAAUCGCCUUUUUGUUGUGUGUGUGAAUUUUUGUGUAUUUAUUUUCAAACAUUAUUUUUUUUUUUAACUUUAGCGACGCAGUGGCUGCAGCUUUGCUGCAAAUAAUAUUAUUAUAUUAUUUUUUUUAGAGUAAUUGUAUUGUUUUUAUUUUCUAUUGUAAAAUCAUUUAAAACUAUACUUAUUAACUUGGAGGAGGAAUAUAAAUAUAUAUAUAUAUAUUUUUAUCACACCCUCUCACACUGAAUUAAAUAUCGACCAACACUAAUUAGUUUUAUGGUAUUUCCUAAUAAUAAACAAUUUAAAGUUUGACGUAAAGUAUAGCCAGUUAAAGACUAAUUUCCACGUCCAAAAGUUACUCCGUUAUUUUGUAUCAAUAUAUUAAUUGCUGUCGUUAAAAUAAAAUGUAAGAAGGACAAGAUAAAGCUGUAAACCACACGUACUAAUACGUCAGGACUAGACAUCUCCUUGUGAUAGAAUUACUUUACGUGUUUGCAAUGUAUUACUGUUAGUAUUCCCUGUUGAUAUAUUCGCUUACUUCUUAACCCUUCCCACGCCAUGGUGCCAAACCUAAUUUGGUAGAUUUUGUUUUACAUUUUUUGAAAGCUAUUCUGGCAGUGCAGAGGUUAAAAGACUCUAUGUAGACAAACACAUAAAAUGAGUUAAACAGAGGUGUUUUUUUUCCCUCCACAUGAUUCAAAUAAUCUGCAUGCCUUUUUUAAUGGCGUGUCUAACAAUUUGCAUGUGUUGCUCAGCUAAGACCCUUUCCAAUCAGUCAAUGGCGGUUUGGGUGACAAUCUUGCAACCUCAGCUCUCAGGGCAAAGGGAGUUUCUGAUUUAAACCCCAUGCAUUCUAGUAUUUUUUUAUUUGGGGGGGGAGUAUUAAAUUGUGCAGACCUUCUUUGGGUUCCCUGUGUAUAGGGGCCUUCUUCAAAUCUGCUUGAGUGCAGAGAGGGGCUAGAGUGAGAGAGGCAGAUCACAGUUUGCUUGGCUGAAUCUGAACAGCCUAUACUGACAAGAUGAUCUUUUAAAGAGCCACUUAAAACAGUUUCACAGACCAAAGAAAAAAAACCAUAGUCCUCUAACAAGAAUAUAUUAGAGUCCUGUAGGCCAUUUUUGUUGACUGGACUUCAGUGCUUUUAGGAUGGACAAAUGCUGAGCAAUACAAGCAUCUGAUUAUUCCUUCCCACGUUGAACCAUAGCUAACUCUCAGUUCAUUCCCCAAACUGCAGAUCUAUAGGCCCUGGCUUCUGUAGUUUAGGGAGGUUCCAUUUAGAAUCCAGAGAAUAGGAAGACUGUCUUCAGUUUUAAGGCAGAUCCUCCAGCUACAGUUGUAUAUUUUUUGUUGUUUUCUUUUUUUUUUGCAAGAAAAACCCCUCCUCCCACCCCCCCACCCAAAAUAAAAUUCCUGAUCAGUUAUUGAUAUUGUUUUUCACAUUUUCUUGCAGAUGCCUGUGGUCUUUCUGAUGUUGCCCAUGUUGAAAGUCUGCAGGAAAAGUCACAAUGUGCUUUGGAAGAAUAUGUUAGAAGCCAGUACCCUAAUCAACCAACAAGAUUUGGAAAAUUGUUACUCCGUCUGCCCUCUCUCCGCACAGUGUCCUCCUCUGUAAUAGAGCAAUUGUUUUUCGUCCGUUUGGUAGGUAAAACCCCAAUAGAAACCCUAAUUAGGGAUAUGUUGCUAUCUGGGAGCAGUUUCAAUUGGCCCUACAUGUCUAUACAAUAAAAUAUAUUUAAAAAAAAAAAAAUAUUGAAAGGGAAAGCAAGAAUUGCAAAAAUUAAAUAAUAAAAAAAAAUAACUAAAAAUAAAUAAAUAAAGACUUUGGGGUCUGGUUGCUAUAAUUCCUUCUGCUGAGGAGGGUUUAACUUGCUGUUACAAGUUUACUUAAAGAAGAGAGGGGAGAUCUAUUGGACUGUGAAUUUAAAAGACUAUCAUCGAACUCUUUCAGAAUGCAUUUAAACGUGUCGUUAAGAACAACUUGCUACUUAUCAUUUUUUUUUUUGUAAAAAAAAAAAAUUCCGAAAAAACAGGAAAUUAGUCUUUUUUUGUAACCUUUUAAAAUAUCGCUAAAAGUGCAUUUAAGGAGAUGUGGAGAAAAUUAGCAGAAAGAAGAAAGUAAGUUUCUUUUUUUUUCCCAAAAUUAUUAAUUGUCCUGUGUCUAUGUAUCUAUAGCUCUUUCAUUUUUUAUUUUAUUUUUUUUUAUUUUAUUUUUUUGUAUUUUUCUGGUUCCAAACCAGUUUACUUGUGGUUCUAUAAUAUUUUUUAUAUAUUCUUGGCUUAAAAAAAAACUGUGUAUCCUUUAAAAAAUAUAUAUGUUCUGCAAGAAUUAAAACAGUUUCCACCACGUAUCAUAGGAAAAAAUGGAACUUAAAAUAUAUAUAUUUAACUUGGAAACGCACUUAUAAGUGAUGACCCUAAAUUAAUUAUUGAACUUGAGACCUCUAAUUAUUUACCCAUUUGAACCACAUAAGUUUCUUCACUACACAAAACAGAUUUUGUUCUUGUAAUAUUCACAAAUUAAAUAAACUGUGGGUUGAAGUGAAAAGGGUUUCAGUGUCAUAGACACUGCUGUUUAGAUAAAUCCAUUUUUUGGCCAUUUUUUUUCCAUGCAGUAUUCUCAAAAUGUUCUGAAGCUCCUCUACCUGUUUGUAUAUUUGAAAUCCCUUUGUAUGAUAAUUGUUGAUAUUUCCCUUUUUUAAAGAAAAAAAAUACAAUUCAAAUCAGCAUGACACAGUUGGCACUUAUAGAUAAUGUGAUUGAUUCCGUAUCUAGAGUUUACAGUUUUGUGUUAAAACUGAAGGUUUUUGGUUAUUUUUUAAGUGCAACUUUUUUUUUUCUGUAUACUGUAAAAGUUACAAUAACUGAACUGUUUGGUCAAGUCUUUGUGUGUAAUAUUCCAAGAAAAUUGAAAGUAUUCAGAAAUUAAAAUAUUAUUUGAUAUCUGAAAUUUGUUUGGCUGUGACAAGUGUCUUUCACCCCCUUCCCAAACCCCCCCUAAAAAAAAUAAUACUAAUGAGUAUGAUCAUAAUAGUACUCUUAAUGUAUGGAUUAAAAAACAUAUAGCAGUACAGCAACAGCAGCUGCAGCAAAUGAAUAACCCAUUCGGUUCCAGAGAUGUUAUUUGUCAUUUUAAUUUCUGGAAUAUAAAGGGUUAACUCAAUUAUUUACCUAUUUACCUUUUUUCAUUAUGUUUGUUCAAAGGUGAAGCAGUGUAUCUGAAUGCUUGAUUCGGCUCAGAAUGCUUAAAUACCUGGUUAGAUGUUUGGUUUAAAAGGUGCUGUACAAUAUUGCUCACCAUUCAUAGUAACAUAAUCCCCUUUUUAAUUAAAAAUGGAUUUCCAAGAAAAGGCCAGAACUCAGAUGAUCUGUAUAACUAUUUUAGCGAAAUAUAUUGCUGUAAACUUUAAAUAUUUGCAGCAUCUAUUUUCUGAUCGUAUAUUUAAAUAUAUCUAUAUAUAUAUAAAAUACAUGCACACUAUUUUUUGACAUUUCAAGUAAAUACACACAGGCUAUUUUUGGCAAGCCACUAAUAGAUUUCUAGUUUACAGAUCAUUUUUUUUUGAGUUUUCUGAAAUGGACAAUAUUAUUUUGUUGGUCCCUUUAUAAUAUUGUUUAGGAGAGGUGUUUAAAUGGGGAAAGUAUGCUACAGAACCCUGCAUCUGUUUCAACUACACGAUUGAAUAUCAAUUUUGAUUUUACCAUCAGAUUGUACAAGAAUGAACAUAAGCUAUCAACACAUAAACCAUUUGGCUUGUAUUUGUGUUCUAAUGUUAUUAUUGAAAUUUUACAUAUCCCUGUACACAUGGGUAUAAUAUUUUGCAAGUGUGUCCUGGACACUGAUUACACACAGCAGGUCUUUCAAAAUGAAAUCGUAUAGAAUAUAUAUAAAUAUAUAUUUUCCUUUGGAUUGGUCAGAUAUAUAUAUAUAUAUAUAUAUUUGAUUCCUUUCGUGAAUUUAGGCAUAUCCCAGAUGUUGGGUGUAUGAAGCUUGUAAUUGGUUUAAGACUUAUCCCUUAGUCACACAUUAUUGUGGCUUUUUCCAAAACGGGCAACAUUUUAAGUCAAUUAAACGCUCAUUUUAAUUUACUCUAAAUGCAUGUCUGGACUAGAAAGUGAGGAAUGAAAGGGAUAUAAAAAAAUUAUGCACUGGUGUGUAUGAAUAUAUAUAUAUAAAUAUAUAUGCAUGGGCAUAUAUAUAUAUAUAUAUAUAUAUAUAUAUAUAUAUAUGUACACACACAAAUAACAAAUUAUUCUACAAAAUCCUGAUGCCCACACAAACACACACAUCACACACACAUAUUUAUAUCCCCCCAUUUAUAUAUAAAUAUAACACUUAAAGACUUUCAUGCAUUCAUACAGGAAUAGGAACUAGAUGUGUGAGGGAUAGUACAAAUGCAGAGUAUUGCUGACCUCUACAUUCUGAAUUUUCUAUUGCAAGUCAUUUGUGAGUAUAUGAAGUUUGUAUUAAAAGCAAAAAAACCACACAGGAUCUCUUCUUUGUUUUGUGUUAGCUUGAUGUAAACAUGUGUUGUAAAUUGUCAUUGGUAUUAAAUUAUAAUUUAUGAUUUUGAAAAUCAAAAGCCAGUCCCUGUCUCAUUAUGUGUGCAGAGUGUAACAGUAUCUUUGAUUGGAAUUUUGCUACAACCCUUUUUUUUUUUUUUUUGUGUUGUACUCACAGAGUAACUUCAAUGUGUAUGGUCGUUAAACAAAACCUGUGUAUGCGUGUAUACUGCUUAGAGAAGGAUUUGUUUAAGGAGCAGAGUUAGAUUUAACUAUAUCACGUUUAAAGUAAGUUUUCCUUUUCCUGCUGAGUUAGAACAAAAGCUCGAGCAAGCAUUUGAAAGAAGGACAAAAAAAAGAGGGGGAUGUGAUUUAGGAGCAAGUUCUGUGAGAUCUUAAACAACUGCUUGUCACAAGCAGUUAAACUGUGCUUGCAUGGGGAAAGCUCUGAAUGUCCACUCGGACACGCAAGGGUUAACUCGUACUAGUGGAAGUGGCAACACUUUUAAACGUGUUCAGUCCAGGCUGCUCUAAUGCUGCUUAGUGUCUUAGUGCAAAAUAAACAGUUUUUUUUCUGUUUGUUUGUUUAACAUUAAAACCCCCAGUUGAGAUCAAACAAGGAUCAUCAACAAAAUCACGUUUGUGAAAUAAAAAUGAGACGAUGUAAUAUAUUCUAAAAUAAACAUAUGUAGCAACUAGCAGUGAGUUUAUGCUAUUCUCAGUGCAGAUCUGAAUUAUCAUGCAAUUUGCAGAUCAUCCCUUCUCAGUGAUCCCACACAGUGUAGCUUCCUUAAUGUUAUUUGGUCUUAGGGCUUCUGUUUACGUUAAGUGGAAUUUUCAGGGGGUGUUUUAGUGGGAACCCAAGCGUGUGAAAGUAUGCCUUUAAGCUUGCUGGUGACUCUGUGCCCUCUAAGCUGAGCAAACAUGGCGUCUCUCAUUGCAAUGUUAGGCUGCUCUAAAAGGCAGAGCUUCAGUAAUACAAAACACAUUGACAGAAGACAGGCAGGGGGACCUCUCCUCUAGGAGAAUCAGCAGCAGACAGAGAAAGGUUCCAUUCUGGAACUAGGCAGCAAUAAUAUACUUACCGUAUGUAAUAUUACACAUAUUAUAUAGUCAUGCUAUGUGGGACGCCUAGCUGAACCUAUCUGUCAGUUCCUAAUGCAUGACAAUUCUCAAAAAAGGCUGUCAUUGCAAUUCUUACGAGGCUGACUUUUGAAAGCAAUUUGUAAUCUAGCAAAAUCCAAUGAGAAGACUGACUUUGGGGUCUAUGUACUAAAUGACGCGUCGUGUUGACGUGAGAAUGAAAAUAAAAAUCCCCAACUUUAUAUGAAUUGAGGCCCCGUCACUAUUUAGAAAAUUAACCCCCUAAAAUGGGAUCAGGAUACAAAUAAUAAAGAGGAAAGUCAGAAUUAAGAAGGUGCAAGGGUUGGACUGCAUCAUAUAUUAUCAGAAUGUUUACAAAAUGUAACCCAUUCACUGCCGUACACAAAGUUAAGGAGGUAGGCCCUUUUAGACUUCUUGUAAAACUAUAAUAUAUAAGUGUGGUCAGAAAAGUAAAACAUUUGAAAAAUACUAUCACCUCACAGCGCUUUUUUACCCAAACCUAAUAAUAUAAUAAUUGUAACCUAUUAAAUUAGACAGGAUAGGCUGCUCCACGUUAAAAUGAUUUCUAGGCCUUUAUAUCCUUUUCUCAAAUCCACACUCAUAAGGUUAAAUUAAUUAGGGAUGCAUCCACUAAACAGUGAUCAGUGGUGAGCUGACAAUCAACAAGCAAAAUAAAGGUAAAAAAAAACUAAGAUAAAUAAAAUAUUACUAUCAGCACUGCUUGCUUUCUCCCCUCCUCCCCCAGCAUAAACUAUUGGGACCUAAAUUGUGACAAUCUGUUGUUAUCUCCCCAUUUAGUCAAUAAUUCCCUUAGCAGUCCUAUCAUUUAUCAUAACUUCUAAAUGUAAGUAGGUAAUGAGAUGUGCUUUAACUUAAAUAUAGUUGUUUGACAAGUGUUAUUCUGAACAACCUCUUAAGAAGAUGAUGAAUGAGCAGUAGAGGUAUGUGCACAUCCACAGCAAGGGUUAAAAAGUGCAAAUCUAUUGAACGUGUUGAGGGAUAUUUUGCUGCAGAUAAGUGUAAACAUGAAUGGACUGCAGGUCUAAGUGAUUGGGAUCAUUGUAUAUCUGGAUUACAGGCAGCCAGACAGGGUACUAAGUUAUUCACUAGACUCUCUGUUCUGUGAAAAGGUUUUUGCUUGCAUUAUGUAGAAAAGGCUCCUCUUUUUUAACACUUAUGCUCACCUGUUAAAGGAGUUAUAAAUCUUAUCUUGCCUCUGAUAAUGCAAUGAUAAUAGUUCUUGCAGUCUUUUAAAUUGAACUGUAAAAUGUGACUGGGGCAGUAUUGCUUUGGUGCCAUAAAAAGGCAUAUACUCUCCCUAUCUGCUAAACUGAUCUAUGUUGACAAAGUGAUAUACUACAGCCAGUCAUACCACAUGACACAGAGAAAAGCAUGGGCUUUACAACUUUUUUUUUUUAAAACAUAAUUUAUUGAGAUAAAUUUCUUUUUGAGAGGUAAGAAAAAAAAAAUCAAAGGAAUUUCUAAGUGAGAGAAGUUUCUCAGAAAAUAAACAUGCCAAUGAUUAGCUAAGCAAACACAUCUGCUUUCUUAGUUUUUCCUUAGUUAAUUACCAAAACAGGGAACCUUCCCCCCGCCCCCCUCACCCCCUUCCCCUCCUGCAGAAUAUUGUUAUUUCAAGAGGAUUCUGCUUUACCCUUGCAAUAUUAAUUUUAUUGGGAUUACCAAUGGGAAAUGAGCCUUGAUAUUCUUCCUAAUGUAAAGCUUAAUCGCCAACCCUUAAGAACAAUAUUUUUCCACCAAACAUCUUUCAGAGAAAGGAGGGGGGAAGGAAUUGCAGAGGAACUAAGCAGCAAUUUGAAUCAAGGCUGCAUUGGGCUGAUUUUACUUGACAGAGCGUGUGUUUCAGCAGGACUGUAUAAUUUGCACUUCUGUUCCCUUAUUAUGGAAGGACAGCGAACUAAUGAGCUUUUCUCCAGCACAAUGUCAAUUAUAUUUAUUUUCUUCCACAAACUUUUUUUUUUUCUAUAGUUCCAAGUUAUUCCUUUAAAUAUCUGUUCCCCUCCACUCAAGUUCCAUGGCUGAUACAGAGUUAAGCCAUGUGUGCAUUAUAUGACCAUGAGAUGUGUUUUUGGAACUCAGUACAGAUAGAUAUUUUGUUUUAGGAAGUCGCUGAAAGAAGUACUUAGUUUACAAACGGGUGAUUAUUUUUUUUUUUUUGAUUAUUUUUUUAUUUCUCUGUUUUAUGAAACCAAGUCAGAGUGCAUUGCAGGCCAAGCGUCCAUAGUACAUAACCACCAUAGGACAAUAAAUAGAAAACUAAUAAGUAGCAAAACAGUACUUUUAUUUCAACUGCAGGCCUUUAGAAAAAAACAAAAAAACAAUAGUAUAUUGUAAGAUUAUUUAAAGAUAAAAGAGAGAGAGAGAGAGAGAGAGAGCACACAUAGACAGAUCUAUAAUGAUUGUGUUCAUAACAGAAAAAUAAUGUUAAAGUGCAGUGUUUGCCUUAAGGUGUAAAAGAUUGAUAGGAAAUAUAAUUUGUAAUGGAUUAUUAGCUAUAGACUCACUGAUGAGGAUAAAUGUGAUGAAGUGUUGUAUUGUAUACUGAUUACAUGUGUCUGUGUUUUUAUUUAUUUUUUUGUCUUUCUGUAUGUGUAUGAUAGGAAACAUGUUGGUUUUUAUCGAUUUGUUAUACAUGCCGAAGAAGAUAUGUGGGAUGAGGUUUUAUUAUAUAUAAAGACAAAAUAAAUUGUGUGUGUGUGUGUGCGUGUGUCUGUUGCAUUGUGAACAUCAUGCAUGCUGUCAAGCAGUUGCUGUAUUGUGAACUGCAGAGACAGUUGCUAAGCAUCCAGAAACAGAGGGGUUACAUUGCAGCCACUUUAACUCUUUCAGUGCCACAGAGGCCUACAUCAUCAACCUUCUCCCUACCCCCCAUUUUCCCCCUCCUCUGCUGUCAAUCGGUUAAUAGAUCUGAAACUAGCUUUCUGGUAAACAAAACAUAUGUCAAUAUAAAUCAGGGAAAAACAAAAAUAGGGUUUGCCAAAAAAAAAAAAAAAAACACACCACCCCAGUAGAUUAGGAUAGGGGGGACAGGCACAUCAGAGGGUCUUUCUGUGUAUUCCUGGCCAGCUGUAGUCAAACACAAUGCUUUGUUUCAAACUCUCUCUCUCCUUAUCAUCCAUUUUCCCCUUUCGCCCAUCUCCUUUUUUCUUUGCUAUUUUUUUUCUCUCUCUCUUCCCUUCCAGUAAAUUGGUCGUAACGUGUGCCUUUAUGUUCUGCCUAUAACUAGGAUGUAAUCAGGCGCCGCAUGUCUCUCUCUAAAAGCAUUUAAUAAAUGUCUAUUAAAGGGCUACACAUGUAAGAUAAAUUUAGUAGCGCUGCUUCCUCUGUGUAUCCGAACGGUAAUGAUGGAUAUACCAACAGGGAUUCUCCUUCCGCACAGCCAGAGAUUCACUCUACAAAUAAGGCAAGCAAAGUACCCACCCAAAUACAAUUAUUUACACUGAACCCCAAAUCGUCACUCUGUGCCCUGUGUGCUGCAGUGGGUUUCAAAUCCAGUGGCUCCUUUUACAUUUUUCAAUCUCCAUCUAAACCUAAUAAAAAGGAGAAAGAGUGCAUAUUUUUACUGGCCUUCUGGGUGUAUUUUGAUCAGACUGUUAUUUUACACAAGCUGUUUCAACAUUUUCUCCCCCUAAAUCUAUCUCCAUAAAACCUUUAUUUUUUUCCAGUAGAUUUUUAUAGACUUAAAAUAACAGUCGUCUCUCUCUCUCUCUCUCUCUCUCUCUCUCUCUCUCUCCCUCUCACACACUCACUCAUUCAAUCUUUCUCUUCUUCAGCUCUCUUUCACAAUCCAUCCAUCUCUCUCCCUCAAUAUAUCCUCCCAUUCCAUUGCCUUUUGUAUCUCUUUCUCUCCCUCCUAUUGGCAAAUGCCUUAUUAAAAUAUCUUAUAGACAUCAAAUGAUUGUUACUCCUUACUGUAUAUUAAAAAAAAAAAAACUAUAAAAUACUGACAACCAUCAAUUAUCUUGCAAACACUCAUUUUCCCAUUGAUAUCAAUCUGUAUCAUCAAAAUCCCAAUGAUUGCUCCCCUUUUCAAUAUCAUAGACUGAUACAGACACUGCAAGGCUUCACAUUCCCAUUCAAUAAGUAUGACAAUACUGCCAUGGUUAUUUGAUUUCUCUUGUUUCAUCCUUGCUAAAUAAAUAAAGGCUUUUUAUUGCUGAUAUAGAUAAUUCGGCCUCCCAUUGUUAGACAAGAGGAAUAUCUUUUUCUAGAUGAUUUUCUAAGCAAAUAAUAGAAUAUUUAAACUCUAUGCCAGGGUCGACAGACACCUGCGAUAAUGUAAAGAAUUGUAGCCAACUUUAGUAACAGUAUGUUUCCUUAAAGGGUUUAUUAUACAAAUUGCAACAUAUUUAAUUCAAGGAAUAAUGCUGUUUAUUUUUUUUUUUUAUAAAUAAAUAUACCCCAAAUUCUCCCAUAUUGACGAGUUGCCCAUGUAAUAAAAAUCCAAAAAUUUAAAUUACAUACUAGAUACACACACAUAAAUGAGCUGUACAAUAUAGCCCUCAUAAAAACACUUGUCAAAUACGCGUAUAUUUAUUGUGCAUAAAAUAUAUCCUUGUUAAUUACAUAGAGUGUACACAGAAUUAGGUUUCACAAAGUCACACCAUAUAGGUGUAGUCAAUACAGCCCUAUAAAAAUAUACCCUUAACACUUAUAUUAAUUAAAUCUCAUUUACACACUCAAACACUACACACACCGACAAGUAAAAGCACUAAAGACAUACACAUGCAAUAGAUACAUGUGAUACAUUUAGAGUGGGAUUUUUUUUUUUUAUACUAUGAAUUAUUUUGUCCCCUUGUGUAGUUCUUUGUGGACAUUUAUAGAUUUCAUUGAGACUUCUUCUCACUUUUACUGUCAGUUAUCUUUGUCCAUUUUUAAAUGAAGGGCUUUUAACAGGAAUCAGUGCUCUCGGCGUGAGUCCCUCUCUCUAAAUGUUAGAAAAUUGUGCCAUCUACCAGCAAUGCUAAGUACUGACACAUUCACAGACCUCUAAGGACCUUCAGCCCAACUUCAAUGCAACUAUGUCAAAGGGUGGGCUUCUGGGGGGCUGAGAGAUGGCAGGCUUGCGUUCAGAGGGGAUUUCUAAGUCUUGAGGAGUAGUGCAGAAAGGGUCGUGAGCAGAGGGUGGUUCAUGUAUUCUCUUACAAACAGGCAUUGAAUUAUAGAAAUAAUAAUAUAAUCAUUUAGAUUACCUCCAGUAUCCCAUCUAAAUUUCUUUUCUUUUUUUAACAAAAGUAAGAAAUGUAAGGGUUCUUGCUUUAACUGAAUUUGUGCUGGGUCCCUCCCAAAAAAAUGUUCUUAGGGGGAACACUAUCAGUUUUUUUCCAGCACUGGUAAAAAUAAACAAAUAUGGUUGAUUUAAACCAAAUUAAUAACAAUUGCUUGUUGAUUUUUUGUGCAUUAUUUACUGCAAUAACCACAUGUAUGUAAAGCACAUGUAUGUGCAGGCACACAUACAUUUCUGUGCCUAUGCUGAAUGUACCAUAUGCUAUAGGUAUGUGUGUAUAUUUGUGAGCAUUUGUAACUUUGCAAUAUAUAUUACAACUGCUCACAAAUAUAUAUAUAUAUAUGUGUGUGUGUGUGUGUGUGUGUGUGUGUGUAUAUGAUAUAUAGCAUUUAUAUAUACAUAUUUGGAUAUAGACAUACAGUCUCGUUAAAAAUUGCGAGAUAUCUUUACAGUAUUUAAUGACGUAGUACAAAUUAAAAUAGUUCACUUCACCGGUACUUGGCGGCCAAGCGGAAAGAUAACGGUGUACUUAAAUUAUAUUUUAUUCCAAGUACUUAUUAUACAAAUUAAAAACAUAACCCAAAUAUUUAAGAUACAUAGUCAGAUAUUUUUUCCCUUAAUUUACGUUUUAUUCAUUUUAUUUGAGAGAAUCAUUCCACGGAAUGCCAUAUAGUAAUGGAUGUUCUUUAAAUGAAAGGAAAUCCGUAACAUGAGCGAUUCUUUAUUCUGAUCGUUCUAUAUGUGAGGGAUAGCACAGACAACGGUGCGAGGGGUGGCUUUCUCCAGCACGUCCCAAGUCACUUAAGCUUCCUGAUAUGGCCUGAGGUGUAGCGCCUUGAUUUAAUGCCCAAUAUAGCAGAAAGUUAAUGAAUAGGAAAAUGAUUUUACAAUAACGUGCAUUUGUUUUUGUUACAAGUAAUAUGUGCAGCUUUUAACGUUUCAUAUUAAAUUGCGUACUGAAUUAUUAAUCAUUAUUAAUUUGAUAGAAAUGGUUAUGUUUUUUUAUUUUUUUAUUUUUUUAAAUUCUUUAUUCAUAUAGGGAAACUGAGUUUUCUAAACUCAAUUAAUCACUUGUCCCUUGUAUCCUUCAAAACAAUGUCAGUUUUGAGGGAUGAACAUUUUUGAUAAUAUAAAGUAUUAAAGCCCAUAGUAUUUAAGGUCAUUUCAGUCCUGGUGGUUGGUGAUCUUCCAUGCUGGAUACUGUAUAUGGAGUACACAAUAAAUGAUACACUGAAGGCAAUGUAACCUGUGGGUUAACUCUCUUAUUGCCUCACUAGGAUCGCCGCUGAUUUAGGCAGGAGCAGUAAAGGGGUUAACCGCUACAUACCUCCUCUUUGGUAUCCUUGAUGCACCAGUGUUUAUUUAAUGUAGUACUAUAGAACUGGUUUGUUUCAACCGAUUAUCUCGUAUCUGUGCAGCAGAAGUAAGAUAUCUCAGUAGCCUCUGGGUCAGUCAUUGAUCUUUGUGAAAUGCUGCAAAGGGAUGGGUUAAUACUUCCUGAUUAGCAUGUUCACAGCACAGGACUGACUGAACCUUCUCCCUCUCGUCUCUCUCUCCCCCAUCCUUAUUCUCUCACAGCCCCCCCCCCCCCCAUCCAGAUCUUUCUCUAUCUCUCCCCUGUGCUCUAUUUCCCUAUCUCUCUUCCUCUCUACCACUUUCCCUCUAAGUCUUUCUUUAUCCCUUUUUCUUUAUUUCCCAGUCUUCCUCUCUCCUCUCCCCCAUCUGCACAGGUUCUUAGUAACUCGAUUCAGUAAACCCAAAGCCUUUUUGUUGUGUGUGUGUGAGUUGUGUAUCACGCUCUAUUCAGUGCACCUUAAUACACCGUUACAACUGUCCCCCCAAAUUAUUUCCGUUGCAUUUCUCUGUUUCAAUGUUUUUGGCUUUCUGUGGAUUGUGUAGUCAUCCUCUGGCGAUUUUCUUCCAGUCUCUUUACUUAAUCUUUUCUUUGGGGUGUUUUUAAUUCAUGUGGGUGCUAUAGAAGUAUAGCUCAGAAAAAAACAAAAACCUCUACUACCUACAAAGAGACUAGGGCUUUGUAAGGAUAGAAAGAAACAAAAAUGAAAAGAGAAUUGCAGUCCUGACUAACUUGUGAAAGUGUGUUUGUGUGUAUGUAUAUGUGUGUUUUUUAAAGAUGUCUUUGAACCGCCUGUGUACUGAAUAGGCACAAGCAAUUGGCAAUGCAAGUCACGGUUAGAGACAUUCUGAUUUAACCUCUUAUACCGAAUGAACCUUUUCAUUUGCAAACCGAUAAAUCUCCAUCUCUGGCUACCUUUUGUAGGAGCUGGCUGGGGCUUACCAAAAGCAAUCAUUUUUUUUUCCUGUUUUUUUUUUUAAAAUUUUUAUUCUGUUCUUAAUGAAAUUUGUAUUUUUGAAAGUUUUUCUCACUUGUAAAAAAAAGUUUGGGAGAUUGCAUUUUUUGGAAUAAAACAAUAAUCUUCAACGACUGUGGAUGUGGCAAAGUAAGAUCAUUCACUUUAUAUAUUCUCGUUGGAACGUUAGAUUUAUUUUAUUUAUAGUUUUUUUUUGGCUUUGUAUUGUGUCUGUGUAUGUAUAAAAGUGCUAUUGGGGGGUUUAGGAAGUGAUUUGCAAAAUGUACAACAAAAUAAUCUGUUUGAAAUAAAAAAACUCAAAUUUGGCAGAGUUAAAGAUAAAUUUUAAAUACAGUUAAUCUGACUCUCAAUUUUGCAGAUCAACACAACUCUGUAUUUAGUAAAUAACCCCCCAUGUGUGUAUGUGUUUCUGUAUGUCAGUAAGCCUGAGUUAUAUCAAGUUACUAAUAAGACAAGGGGUGUAGUAAUAAAUUAGUGUUAGUGGGCUGUAUGAACAUUCCAAAUUAACCCCUUGUUUGGCAAAGGAAGUGUCCUGUGACUGAAACAGGCCUAGGACAAAAAUAAAAUACAAUUAGACUUAAAUACAUUGCAUUGAUAUUUAAUAAUAAUUAGUGAUACCUGAUUAAUAACAGAAUUUACAUUUCUACAUAUGUGUUUUUUUCUUUUUGUGUGUUUGCAAAAUACUAAGAUUUAAGAAUAAUUGGCAAUACUACUGCCUUUUAAUAUUGAAUUAUUUUCUUUUUCCUGUAGAAUUUCAUAUACUUUCCCCCCCCCCAAACACACACACACACAUAUAUAUAUAUAUCCGUUCAAAAAGUUACCUACACUUGGUAUGUUGUUUUUAUAUUCGGUGCAAUGUAAAUAUUAUAGUGCAAAAUAUAACUUAUUAAUCUGUCUAUAAAUAGUAUUUUUGGCAAAUAGAUAUGUUUUACUGUUAACCAUUUGAGUAUAAGUACAACCCCCAAAUAAGUUGCACUCAAAGGGUUAACUUGGUGUAUGUUUAAAAGAGUGUGAAAUAUAUCUACAGCAAUUUAUAAACGCUUUCACUCAAAAUAAAUAUGUUCAAUAAUCAUUGAAGGGUAAUGCUGAGAUCAACUUCCCCCCAAAAAUAUAUAAUUAUUGCUAUUAAUUUUUAUUUAGAUGUACAGAUUGGUUUACAUAUUAACCAGUUGGAUGCUUAGUUCAGUUCCUUAGUUUCUUCUAAAAGGAUAAAACAGCUCCUAUCCAAUUCACUUUAACUAUUUGAUUGUCAGAACUUAUUAAGAAACUCAGUUAAACCAGUAUGCCAGACAGCAUGUUUGUUUACAAAAUAUAUGACAAUUAUAAAUAAUAAUAAUAAUAAUAAUAAUAAUAAUAAAUAACAAAACCCAUACUUAAUUUAUUGUUACACAUUAGUUAUGAGCAAUUUGUGAAAUUCCCAUCUUGUUAUUUUCAAAUGGGCGAAACCGCAACUGAACACAUUUUCUAUAAUAAAUAAAUAAAUAAAUAAAUAAAUAAAUAAAAUAAAUUAAAUAAAAUAAAAAUUCCCUCCAAAUGAUUGGCUGGUAGUGAACAUGUAUACAUUUAUAAUAAAUAAAUAAAUAACAAUUUAGGUGUUUUUUUGCAGUAUUUUAAUGCUAUCUAAUACCAUGACUAGUUUCAUUGGGGAAAAUGUACCUAUUCCUCCAGCUAUGUAUUCUGCGUGUGCUCCCCAUCCCCACGCGUGGGUAAGAAGGUAGCGAUGCCUUUUAUUGAUUCAAGCAAUAUAAAUAUUAAUUACACAAUAACAUCCGAUAAAUGAUCCAGCUGCCAUUUCUCCACAGUGUUAUAGAAAAAUAUCUCUCAACAGUGUUACGCUAUACAAAAUACAUGAAUGAUAUAUUAAGCUUAUUUAACCUUUUAUGUACCAGAGUGAAGACUAAACGACAAGAUUAGAAAAUUGACAAAUAUGUAAACACACAAACAAUGUACAUAUUAGUACGGUGUCCGAGUUUAAAGCAUUAUACUGCAUAAUUAUCUGUUGUAUUAUUAUUAUUAUUAUUAUUAUUAUUAAAAAAAAUAAAACUAUGGCAAAAUAAUGUAUUUCUGUUCUGGACUGAGAGUUUGUAUCACGUUUGUCUAAUAAAUUAUUGAUGCGAAAAUCGUUAGUAUCCAGUUAAACAGUAUUGGAAACAUCUUAGCAGUUAUAACAAAAUGAACGCACAGGAAAGAGAAUGUACAUGCAGGGGUGUACAAUCAGGAUAACAGCAUCGACACAUGUUUCUGUCCAAUGACAAAAAUAAUCCUCUAAAAAAAACUCUAUUUUAGAACAUGACAUAUUUGGUAAAAAAAAAAAAAAAAAAAUGGGAGAGGCUCGAUGGAUUUUAAUGCAUUCCGAAUGCAAAAUAAUCUUUAAACAAGCUUAUAAAUGUGUCAGUGUGACACAAAAUUGGUCCAAAUGUUUUUUCACCUAGCCAUCAAAGGGUUAAACCUACUGAUUUGAAGUGUGUGUGUUGUGUAUGUGUAUGUAUCAACUUAAAUUUUACAUUUGUUUACUAUUAAUAUAUAUAUGUAUAUAGAUAUAGAUAUAUAUACACACACACAUGUUGCAACUGAAAUAUUGAGGUAUAUUUGGCUAUGUGUGAAUUGUAAAAUAGAAAACAUACAAUUGCUAUUAUUAGUAUUUAUAAACCGCCAUCAUUUCAAAAUUGGAUACAAAGAAGCAUUCUGUCAUUCUGAUAUAGAACCUCUGCUGCUGGUAUAAAAACCCUUCACCUUUCCCAGGCCUCACUGUUGUAAGACUACUUACAUAUCUCAAGCUCAGUGCUCUCGAGCAUCUGGGGCAUAUGGUGAUGAAAAGAUCAUUCUUGGUACACAAUUGUCACAUAGGGGCUUACUCACCACCCAGUGAAUUGUACUUGAUUGCCAAAUGUAGGCCACCUAGCUAAGUUGGAAAAAUCAUCCAGUUCUUGCAAUGCAUACAGCUUGGCUGCUUUAGCCUGAAUUGUGCAAUGCAGCUUUAAGUUCACUUUGGCGAAUAAACCCCUACACGUGUCACUCAGGUACUUCCCAUAUCAAGGACAACCAGAAGAAAAGGCUGGUUAAGAUAUCACAAGUAGUAACUGUUUGGUCACUGACUGGCUCAGAAACCUUUUUUCAAUGGAUAAGCAAUGCAUUGCUCUUGUCCUUGGGAAUUAGAGUGUUAACCCUAAGGAGAAUCCACCUGCUUUGCACUAUCCUGGUAGCUUGGAAACUACCAGGGGCUUAUUCACUAAACAAUGAGCAUCGAUGAGUGAAUCCAGGCAAGAGUAGCUGAGUGUGACAUAAAUAAAAUCUAGUGCAACUGACAUAAAUACAUAUUUCCCACCGUUUUGCCCUUAAAAUUACAAUUAGAUCUCAACUCAGUGAUUAGUAAAUAGACCCAAUGUGUGCAUUUUAUUGUCUAAUAUACACCGUGCCAUUUAAUUGCAACUGACAACUUGUGACCCAGUCCUUAAACCUGUUAACUCCAAUUUUAAAGGAUACAAAAGUAGGGCCAGUUUGUGAACAAGGAUAGAUAGAUAGAUAGAUAGAUAGAUAGAUCGGUUUGCAAGAUUGAUCGUAUUGAUUAAUUUGAGUCUUGGUUCUAGCUGUUACCAUUUAAUUAGCCAUUUAACUAGUAAUAAUAUUAAUAAACUAAACACAACACUAUGUUAAUGGUGAAGAAAUGUCAGAUCAAUAAACACUGAUUGGUAUCAUUUCAGAGUGCUUGGAACACGCUGAUAUGUCUCUUGGCAUGCAUUCGUUAUUACUGCACACGUUAAUAAAUGAAAGCUAAUAUUCUCUGUCUAUACAGCGGUCUAAUGGGGACCUCUCAUAUUAAGCUCACAGGUUGCAAUGCAGCACUGAAGCCUCCUUCCCCAGUCUCCCUCUAAUGUCGAUUUCUAUAAAUACAUUCUCACUUCGCGUAUUUUCUCUCCUGCAAUUUCUUUCCUCCACAAUUUUCUCCAGGCAUACAUAGUUGUUUUUAUCAAUUAAAUAUAAUUUAAAUUAAAAAAGAAAAUAUUGUGCACUAAUAUGAAUUCGAGAAACGCACGACUUGCUCUCAAUUAAUGCUAAGUGGGUCUAUACUCUCAGUGUCCAGGAUAAUGAUGUUUUUAUAAGCAGGGAAGACAGUGGUUCUUGCUGUAACAUUCUGAUGUAUUAGACAGGCAGGUCCAGUUCACCAGUGAUCCCUCUGGUUAGAAUAUUUAACACAUUGAUACCCUCUCCUGGCUCUCAAUGUGUGAAUCACCAAACAAUUCAAUUUGGCAGGAAUUUUAAAGGCAGUAAAUAGCCAUGGCUGAUAUUUUCACCGAAUAUUUGUGAAUAUUUAUAACAUGUUCAGCCGGUUUGAAAACCGAAAAAAAGAAAAUAAAGGCUGUCUGUGCAUGGUGAGAUUUAUAGUUCACAAACAUCUUAGGUUCCAUGGAAAGACAUUGCCUGUAGACUAUGCAAUGUGCAGGUUAGCAGAACUGGGAUUCUCUGGUUAUGGUUAAGGAAUAUUAUAGUUACAUUAUGGAAAUUGAAGUGUGACGUCACAAAGUGGUUGCUAGAAUGUUCUCCUCAGAUUCAAACGAAGCUCUAAAUAAAUUCAGAUCAGUGACGUAGGUAUUCACAGACAUCAGAGGCACGGAGACCUCUCUGCUGUCUCCUUGAUACAAUUUGUAAGGCUUGCAAUCCUAAAUUUCUUGUCCAAUCCAGAAAAUGUAUCUCAUCUGGAGCUCUAAAUCAGCCUCUUUCUAAGAGGAUAAAACCAUGAUUUUGUGUGUUGUGUCAAAUAAUACUUUUGUUAAUCCAUGUAAUAUACACUUUGCUCAUCCAAUUGAUCACUUGCACACACCGUACACACAAACAUGCACACACACAUAUGCCACACGCACACACGCGCACGCUGACACACGCAAACACGCACACGCACACACACACACACACACACACACUCACACACACAUGCACACACACACAUACAACAUGAAAAUAACUUUUGUUUACACUUAAGUUAAUAUUGUUAUAAUCCACGAAUUAUGGGCCAGUCAAGUGUGCAAAAACAAUGACAUUCCCUAUACAAUUCUUUAAAAUACAUUUUAACCCCUUAAGGACCAAACUUCUGGAAUAAAAGGGAAUCAUGACAUGUCACACAUGUCAUGUGUCCUUAAGGGGUUAAAAAACUGAAGCAGUGGGAUGGGGUGGGGGUGAUGACCUUAAUCUAUUAUUGAUUUUACUUUGAAAUAUUUGAAAGUGCAAUACUGUAUUAUUGUGAAUAAAUAUAAUAAAAUUCUUAAAUAAAAAAAAGAACUCGGGUAUGUUUUAUUUUAUUUCUAUAUUUUAUUCAGUCUGGUGUGUAUGUGUGUACAGAAAGAAAUGGAAGAGGUGUGAUUGUGUAGAAUGUGUAACAUCUCCAGUCUUGUUCUCUCUGUCUUCAAACCUACGAAUCAUUAGCAAUACCCUCUGGCUACAUGUUUUGCACAAGUGAAACAUUAAGUCAUAGUUUGUAAUACAAACCCUGAUUAUUUGCUUUACAUUUGUCUUGAAGAAUUGCAGCAAGGAUCCAAUCCUUUCCCUCCUCCCACAUGUAACUUCUUACAAAAUAACAAAACCCCGAAACCUUGAAAAAUCUGACUUUAUUGGUAAAUUGCAAAACCGUAGACGGUCUGGCACUCUUAAUUAAAUCGUUUUAUUUCCUUUUACAACAACUUCGAAAUCUGUCAUUUUUCUGUGUAUAUGGUCUCUUACUAUAUAAAAAAAUAAUCAAUAAAAUUCACCAGGACUGCUUUUAAAAAUGCAAUAUAGUUCAUAGGGGACCUAUUUACUAAACGGCGUUUUGGAACGAUUUAAAAAACAAAACAAAAAAAACAAAAAACGAUUUACACAAUUUAGGCCAAGAUUGCAGAGUUGAAAAAAAAAAUGUCUCAAACUUGUAUUAGAUUUUUUGAUUUUUAAACUAAGCUUUGUUUUUUUUUUACCCUGUAGUUUGCUAGUCGGUUCUGAGUCCCCACCAACUGAACCUACUGUUCAGUGAAUAAGCCCCAUAGAAGGCAGACUCUCUUAACACGAUAUAUUCCAUCUGCCUAUCUUAUAAAGCCAGCGCUGGAUAUUGUCGAUCUGUCACUUUAUAAAGCGCCUACAUAUUCCAUAGGGUUGCACAAAUAAAAAAUUUAAUUGGCAAGAAGUUACAUAGUUAAUUAUGCCCACCCUCCUACAGAGCCAGAAAAACUCCAAAUCGUGUUUGAAAUGAAUGUUGGCUAAAUUCUAAUUUCUGAAAUAUUAUUGCUUCUUGCCAGUUACAUUUCAACUAAAUGUAACUUUAUCAGGGCUGAUAUUUAAUACACAUUACACCAUUCGCCAGAACACGUUAAACAAAUAAUUGUAUCCAUUGUCCCAGAUCGCUCCAAUGUAACAAAACUGAACUGAGCAACUAUCACCAUAAUUACACAACUUACAGGUGUAACAGCACACUAUUGAUUUCAUGUCUUGAAAAAUUAUCCAGACAAAAAAAAAAAAGAAGGAAACAGAAUAUACAGAGAAAUGAUUUUCGCUAAUUAUCUGCUUCUAGGCGACAAUAAACUUGCUGUCUCAAUUCACUUCCAUAGAAAGUGAUUUAUUAAAUAAAAAAUGGAAAGAUAGUCUUGCAAUUUCUAUGACAAAGUACAAUUGCUCCAUAACAUUCUUCAUUUUCAGCAGUCUCUCUGUGAUGCCCUUUUUAUUCUCAUCGAUCCUUGCCUGUAAUAUCAUUUGGAUAUUAGCUCAAGAAAUGUAAUCCCAGAGUCUAUAUUGCAAGAAAUAUUGACACCCAAUAACUCCUUAUCACCACAUACUGAGUUAUUAGUAAAUCACAAGAUUCACUUUCAUUUUUCUUUUUCUAGGUGCUGUCCCUGUGUGUGAGGCUGUCAGAGAGAGAAUGUUUUCUAAAGUGCCUUGUUAAGGGCUACUUCUAAGUGUCCAGA